This is a messenger RNA of Neurospora hispaniola, 1299 nucleotides long. RefSeq names its product ZIP zinc transporter-domain-containing protein. The transcript has 4 exons. The coding region runs from base 1 to 1299 and encodes 432 amino acids. Gene Ontology annotation, cellular component: membrane. Gene Ontology annotation, biological process: zinc ion transport; transmembrane transport. The record is from RefSeq and is a predicted model, not a curated record. NCBI's taxonomy places the organism in Eukaryota, Fungi, Ascomycota, Sordariomycetes, Sordariales, Sordariaceae. Gene Ontology annotation, molecular function: metal ion transmembrane transporter activity.
AUGGGCAACUUGCUCAUUCUCCUGGCCCUCUGUGUGGUCAUGGCCUUGGCUUCCUUCUUCGCCGGCGCACUCCCCCUAUCCCUGAGCCUAUCGCAAUCUCAACUACGAUUGAUAUCCAGCAUCGGUGUUGGAAUUCUUGUCGGCACUUCCCUCAUCGUCAUCAUCCCCGAAGGCAUCGAAGCGGUCGCGACAACCAAUACCGUCCAGUCGGCACAUUCGCACAAUGCUGCUGCUGCUGCGAGGCGCAGUCUCACGGGAGUUAGAGGGAGAUCCCCAGUACAAACAGUCAACUGGCACAUCUCAGGGAACCAUCUGGAAGCUAGGGACGGCAAUGGCGACGAGAUCCCCCAUAUCAAGACACACAAGAUCGUAACCGCCGAACAAAUCCUCAAGAGCCUUCACGACAAAAGGGAUGAAGAGCCAAAGGAUGACACAAAAUCCAGCUUCCAAAAGUCCACCAACCCCACCACCGAACAGCAUGAUGACGACGGUCAUGACCACCACGAGAACUCUCUUCCGACAUUCCAGAUCGGCCUGUCUCUGACCCUCGGCUUCGCCCUCAUGUUCCUCAUCGACCGCCUCCCGCAGCACGCCUUCUCCUCUUCUUCUUCUUCGAGCCCGCAGACUCGACACAUCUCCCUCGACAACCUCGAGACCUCCUCCAUCUCCGAGUCCAUUCUCGAAGGCCGUGACGGAUCCUCCGAAACCGACGGCUUCCUCUCUUCCUUCCUCAGCCCCUCGCCAAAACAGGCCCGCACGCUAGCAACGACGGUGGGAUUGGUCAUCCACGCCGCCGCCGACGGCAUUGCCAUGGGAGCCAGCGCCACCACGGAGGACAUGCGUCUAGGAUUGAUCAUCUUUGUGGCCAUCAUGGUGCACAAAGCCCCAGCAGCUUUUGGCUUGACGUCAGUUUUGCUGAGGCAGGGGCUGUCGAAGCGGGCGGCGAGGGGGCACUUGAUUGUGUUUAGCGCCGCUGCCCCCGUAGGAGCGUUGGUGACGUAUUGUAUCGUCGAGUUGUUCCUGGGUGGAAGUGGUGGGCAGGUAGCUGCAGAAGGGAGCCGAGGUGAGCAGUGGUGGACGGGCAUGUUGUUGUUGUUCUCCGCGGGGACGUUCUUGUAUGUGGCUAUGCACGCCAUGCAAGAAGAUAGCAACUCCCACGACCAUCACUCAAGCAGCAACGGGUACGCAGACGGAAGCAGUUCGCAGCAGAGGAGGCAGCCAAAGCCGCUGAGGGACACAAUGUUUACUGUCUUGGGAAUGCUAUUACCGCUUCUCACGCAGUUUGGACAUCAUCAUUGA